Messenger RNA from Stegodyphus dumicola, 537 nucleotides. RefSeq lists its product as uncharacterized. Lineage: Eukaryota; Metazoa; Arthropoda; Arachnida; Araneae; Eresidae. The record is from RefSeq and is a predicted model, not a curated record.
AUGACUCUGAGUGGUUUUCUGCGUUCAUUUGGAAUGCAUGAAAUGGGAUUCCUCUUAGUUGAACGUGAAAAAGCUACCCUAAAGGGUAAAAUCACCCGUUUAGAAACCUUUGUAGAAUCGGUGGCUGAACCGAUAAGUGAAGAUAUUAUAACCGAAUUAGAAGUAAAAUUAGAAACUGUGUGCACCGUCAAAAGAUGUAUAGCUGAGUUACAAAAGGAUUACUUUAAAUUUCCUGUAAAAGUAGAUAUUAGUGAAGCAGAAACGGAUUUAGAAGAGAUGGAGAUUUCGUCUGAAAAAAAUCGAACCCCAGAUGUAAAGCUUCCAAAACUGAAUUUAUCUACAUUUACUGGUAAUGUUUAUGAAUGGAUAACUUUUAAUGAUUUAUUUAAGGUUCCUGUACAUAACAACGAUGAUUUGUCAAAAGGACAAAAGCUUCAAUAUUUAUUAUCAGCUCUUAAAGGUGAUGCACUCCGAGUCGUAAAGUCAAUCGCAGUUUUGGAUCAAAAUUAUGAAGUUGCUUGGUCACUAUUAGAAUAA